Molecule: messenger RNA, 1884 nt
Organism: Penicillium verrucosum
Lineage: Eukaryota; Fungi; Ascomycota; Eurotiomycetes; Eurotiales; Aspergillaceae
Exons: 3
Coding region: 1-1884 (627 amino acids)
Source: RefSeq, a predicted model, not a curated record
AUGGCCCCAAACAUGGCCGGAAACUUCCCCGCGAUGGGCUGGAACGGAAACGACAUGAACCCCUUCAUGGCUGGCAUGUUCAAUUACCCGAACACGAUGGGUAUGCCCAUGGGGAUGGACCCGAUGGCAAAUCAGGGGAUGUACGGAAUGAACAUGACUGGCAUGGGCAUGAACACUGGGAUGAACUACAACGGGGGCAUGUAUGGAUCGUUAGGAUGGGACGCAUCCCAACAGAACAACAAUAUGUGGCAAGGCGGCCAAAAUAAAUUCAAUCCAAAUGCUUUCGCAAAUGGCACGGGUCCUCCUUAUGGAGGAGAAUUUGGCGGGUCUAAUAUGUCUGCUUACCCUUCUCAUUCAGACUACCAGUCCGGCUAUUACGGCGGUUAUGGUCGUGGUGGAUACCGAGGUCGCGGCCGUGGCCAGUUUGGCUCCGGUCGAGGUGGCUUUGGACCCAUGCAAGGUCAUUACCGUCAGGGUGCUAACUCAGGCUAUCCCAGCCAGAACCCAAACAUGGCUAAUGGUCCCAACGGUACUCCAAUGGAUGCUCAAGGUAAUAUCCAAACAAAUGAGACUCCAGAAUCAGGUGAAACCGCACCUGAUAUGCCGGGUAAUCUAGACGAUAUCCCGACAGAGGCCACAGAUCAACCCCAAGGAAUCCCCACCAUUGACAGCCUUGAUAAUCCCGUACCAACUGGGCCUGGAUACGGCCAUAUGAGUAAUGGGUAUGGCCAAUACAGGUAUGGCCGGUAUGGACAAGAGCGCGGGCCAGGCGUCGAAGGCGCUCCAGCUGCUCCGCGUGCCAUGCGGCAGGGGCUACCCAACACCAGCGUACUACGACAGCGCGGCUUCCAGAUUCAGGGCCGAGCCAGUAUUUCUUGUGAACCCACUGAGGACAAUCAGACAAGGGCUACAUCCAACGCCCCGUCCCAACGUGCGCAGUCUCGAUCUCGAUCUCCCUCACAGAUUCUAGCUUCUCGCCCCCGUUCACCAUCUAUCCAUGGUACUGAAGAUGACCGUGACAGUCGGCAUGGAACAGAAACUAAACGUCUAGAUCGGGUUGAUGAGUUACAAUGCAGCACCCGUCACUCUCGCUCUCCAUCCCGCACUUCCUCUCGUCCAUCUUCGCGACGCCGGCAUCACGACAGUGAUCGGGAGCGAGAUAGAAGAACCAGCCAUCGCUCACAUCGCUCCCGCCGUCACCGCACCCGUAGCCGCAGCUCAAAUCGAAAUGGCGAUGUCCGUCCCUCUGGUCGCCUAGAAAGGAUCGCAGAGAAAGACGGGUCUAAUGGCAGGACCAAAUCGUCCUCUGAAGCCCCAGAAUCGCGCGAUCUAGCAAGCCGAAUCAGCAACACCUACCGCUCUACCAAGGACAGGGGCAGCCGCCGCGAAGACGUCAGAUCACGAGAAAAAGACCGAGAUCUUCGCCGCCGAGAUCGCGACCGAGACCGCGACCGUCGUGGUAGAGACCGGGAUUCCGAUCGCGAACGUCGCCGUGAUGGCGACCGUGAUAAAGACAGGACUUCAGAACGCGACCGAGACCGACCAAGGGAGCGCGAUCGUGAUCGUGAUCGUGAGCGUGAGCGUGAUCGCAAGCGCUCUCGCCGCGAUCGAUCCCCGUCCGCCGCCGGCGGCGACCGUCCCCAAGCCCGUCGUGUGAAACGUGGCGAUGAGGACCGUAGUCGGGACACGAACGAAGUCUCAACCAAAAGAACCGAACCUGAUAAGGACCCUUACACUCUUGAGCGCGAAGCACGCAAUAAGGAGCGCCUUGAACGUGAACAGCAGCACCGUGAAAAGGCCAAGUCUGGCCGCCGCCGUGAUAGCCGGCAGGACCGUGUGGUGGCGGGCCGUCGCAUCAACUACAAGUAUGAAGAUGAACUCUGA